AUGGAGAAUGUGACACUGACGUAUAAUGUCAGCUUGUUAUUACUGGCGGGGAAUCCAUCUAGUGAUACAACGAUGGUGUCAGUUCACAACACUACCAUCGUUAGCAACGCGUACGAAUGGCGUUUUGUGCUCCCGCCGUAUUUCAUCAUUUUUAUGCUGUCGAUAUCCGGAAAUUGUCUCGUUAUUACGACCUUAGCGAGCAAUCGUCGAAUGAGAACUGUCACUAAUGUAUAUUUAUUAAACUUGGCUAUUUCCGAUUUUUUGCUCGGCGUGUUUUGUUUACCUUUUACAUUAGUGGGACAAAUAUAUAGACGAUUUCUAUUCGGAGCAAUUUUAUGCAAAUUAAUUCCUUAUUUACAAGCCGUAUCAGUAUCGGUGGACGUGUGGACAUUAGUUGCUAUAUCUCUGGAGAGAUAUUUCGCAAUCUGUAGGCCUCUUAAGUCGAGGAAAUGGCAGACGCAAUGUCACGCAUACAAAAUGAUUGCAAUGGUUUGGAUGCUUUCACUUAUUCUGAAUGCGCCGAUACUAAUUGUGUCUACAUUGCAACCUAUGAGAGGAAACGCGUACAAAUGCAGGGAGGUUUGGGCCAGCUUAGAGCUGGAGAGGGCUUUCAAUCUGGGUUUGGACGCCGCACUACUUCUGGUACCGUUCUUUGUAAUGUCGUUCGCGUAUUGUCUGAUUGUCACAAAACUGUGGCGAGGAAUGAGACAUGAGAUACAACACAACUUCAACUGGCAAAAAACAUUAACCAGAGAGGAAUCUUGCAAAAGCAAUCAUUUACUCUCGCGGACGUCAACUUUGAAGAGCAAAGAGAGAGACGUUUGCUACGGAGACACGUGGGGAUCAAAGAAUUUGCCCAAGCAAGAAAACGAUUAUGAACUCAAAGCGGAAAAGAAGGAACCAACGUAUUGCAUGCACACAGACAUUGAAUUUCGACAUGUAGUGCGUUCAACACACAUUGAUAAAAGUAUUGAAGCUAAGAGAAAGGUUAUACGAAUGUUAUUCGUUAUAAUAUUAGAGUUUUUCAUUUGUUGGACUCCAUUGCAUGUUAUAAAUACAAUUUAUUUAUUCUAUCCUGAUAAAUUGUAUCAAUAUAUUGGAUCUAAGGGGAUUGUGCUGCUGCAACUGCUGGCUUACUGCUCAUCUUGCUGCAAUCCGAUUACAUAUUGCUUCAUGAAUAGAAAAUUUAGACAAGCGUUUAUCAACUUAUUGAAAAGUUGCAAGUUGUUCAAGCGCUGUUUCCAAGACAAGUUGGAGUCUAGUAAGCAGGCUACGCCGCCGCCGUCCAGCCAGGACGGUACCGCUUGUGUUGUAAGGGGCAGCCACACUGGACGCACAGAGUUGGAUGGACUGGAAGGUGAGGAGUGUGUUUAGCAGCGGUUCACACAGCGGCUCGCACAGCACGGUUCUGGGCAGCGGAGGCCUCCCCGCGCAUCCCGCACUUCCCGCGCCCGUCACCUCGCGUCCUGUCACACAAGUCAUAGAGACAGGAGAAGAAGGCAGCCAAUUUCUGUACCGCAUCACUUGGCCCAGAACCGCUCAAGCCAAAGGCAAUGUGCCCGCACAUCCACUUUAUGAAUAAACUUUGGCAGUGACGCUUGGAACUCGUUGGAA
Molecule: messenger RNA, 1614 nt
Organism: Papilio machaon (common yellow swallowtail)
Lineage: Eukaryota; Metazoa; Arthropoda; Insecta; Lepidoptera; Papilionidae
Gene: NGR-A9
Product: cholecystokinin receptor
Exons: 11
Coding region: 1-1374 (457 amino acids)
Biological process (GO): neuropeptide signaling pathway
Cellular component (GO): membrane
Molecular function (GO): neuropeptide receptor activity
Source: RefSeq, a predicted model, not a curated record